Gekko japonicus is the source of this 1449-nucleotide messenger RNA. It is a transcript of the gene DMRTA2, whose product is annotated as DMRT like family A2. Lineage: Eukaryota; Metazoa; Chordata; Lepidosauria; Squamata; Gekkonidae. The coding region runs from base 1 to 1449 and encodes 482 amino acids. Gene Ontology annotation, molecular function: RNA polymerase II cis-regulatory region sequence-specific DNA binding; protein binding; DNA-binding transcription factor activity, RNA polymerase II-specific. Gene Ontology annotation, cellular component: nucleus. The transcript has 4 exons. Gene Ontology annotation, biological process: germ cell development; sex differentiation; regulation of transcription by RNA polymerase II. The record is from RefSeq and is a predicted model, not a curated record.
AUGGAGCUGAGGUCUGAGAUGCCCAGCGUGCCCUCGGCGCCUCCUUCGGUGCCCCCCAGUUCGGUGGCGGCGGCCGCGGCGGCGGCGGCGGCCAGCCUGCCGGUGAGCGUGGCCGGGAGUCUCCUGCGGGCGCCGCCAUUGCUCCUGCGGGCGGCCGAGAAGUACCCCCGCACGCCCAAGUGCGCUCGCUGCCGCAACCACGGCGUGGUGUCGGCGCUCAAGGGCCACAAGCGCUACUGCCGCUGGAAGGACUGCCUGUGCGCCAAGUGCACCCUCAUCGCCGAGCGCCAGCGCGUCAUGGCCGCCCAGGUGGCGUUGCGCCGGCAGCAGGCGCAGGAGGAGAACGAGGCCCGCGAGCUGCAGCUGCUCUAUGGCACUGCGGAGGGGCUGGCCCUGGCCGCCGCCAACGGCAUCAUCCCACCCCGGCCCGCCUAUGAGGUCUUCGGCUCGGUGUGCACCGCAGACGGAGGCGCGGGGGGCUCAGACUCUAAGCUGCAGAAAUUCGAGCUGUUCCCCAAGACGCUGGUCCCCAACCGGGCCGUGACCCCGCAGCAGGCCAAGCCCUUGUCGCCGGACGGGGCGGACAGCGGGCCAGGCACCUCGUCGCCGGAGCCCCCCCGCCACGGCUGCGCCUCGGGCUCCGAGAACGGCGACGGCGAGUCCUCCCUCAGCUCGCCCAUCUCGAAAGGCGCCAAGGACGGCCCCGGCGGCGGCGAGGAGGAGAGCCCGGGCUCCAUCAGCCCUCUGGGCUCGGAUUCGGGCUGCUCGGAGGCGGAGCGGGAAGAGACUGGCGCGCAGUCGCCCGGCCUGGCCGCGGCGGCAGCCGUGGUGGCAGCCGGGGGCAGCCGACAGCAGCGGACGCCGCUGGACAUCCUGACGCGCGUCUUCCCCGCGCACAAGCGCAGCGUGCUGGAGCUGGUGCUGGCCGGGUGCGGCGGGGACGUGGUGCAGGCCAUCGAGCAGAUCCUCAACAACCACGGCGCGGACAAGGCGAGCGACGAGAGCUGGCCGCGGGCGGCCGGGGACGCGCCGGGGACUCUGGGCAGCCUGCAGUCUUCGCCCGCCGGCGCCGCCUCGCACCACCGCCCCCUGCUGGCCGGCGCCAUGACGCCCGCCAUUGGCGCGCUCGGCAGCCGCUCGGCCUUCUCGCCCCUGCAGCCCAACGCCACCCACUUCGGGGCGGCGGCGGCGGCCGAGGCCAGCGCUUACCCGCUCGGCACGCACCUCGGCCUGAGCCCGCUGCGCCUGGCCUACUCGGCGGCGGCGGCGGCGCACAGCCGAGGCCUGGCAUUCAUGACGCCUUACUCCACCGCCGGGCUCAUGCCCACGCUGGGCUUCCGCCCGCCCAUAGAGUACGCCUUCAGCGACCUCAUGCGGGACCGCUCGGCCGCCGCCGCUGCCGCUGCCCGCAUUGCUAUGGUGUGCAAAGAUGUAGCAAGUAUUUGUUAA